CAAUUGUCAUGCCCCAACACAACCCCAAGGGGGCAGCACUUUCCCAGGAAAUAAGUGACUAAAUCAAAACACUGUUCAUUAUGUUCUUUAGUUUUUUCAAAUGCAUUUUCUGUUAUUUCUCCGGGGCUAUCUGGAGGUUUUGGCGUAAAUACGAUUUAUAUAAGGAGUGAACUGAAUAGCCUACACAAUUAUUUAAACGUUGUUUUAGUCCUUAGGACUCCAGUCACUUUACUUAUUGAGCGAACGCUGCCCUCUUGUGGUUCCGUUGAAUAAUUACAGCAGGGUAAUAUUUUCACAGGUAAAUGUCAAACAGAUGGAUAGGAGCUAAUAAUCUUUGUGUCAAACUGUACUUUCACUUGGGAAAAUGUAGGCCCUAGUUUGUUGUAAUCCCUCAAGAGAUCAACGAAGUGUUUUUUUUUACAGGGACGAGCAAAAAGAACAUGACGUUUUAAUAGAUUGGUUAGCUGGAAAUGUCACGAAAACAAAUGUGCACGUUUCUAUGGGGGGCAGAAGUCAGUGUGAUUCUGGAUGGCCAGAUUGCUAGCAAGAAUGAGAAGUGCCAUGUGGGGAAUCUUGUGCAAGCGUUGAUUUUGUUGCAAAACAACCAACCCUUCUAAACCUAUCGUCACAGCUUCACCAUGGCUCGCGGCUGCCUCUGCUGCGUCAAAUACAUGCUGUUCCUUUUCAACCUGCUCUUCUGGUUGGGGGGCUGUGGUUUGUUGGGUGUGGGGGUGUGGUUGUCUGUGUCCCAGGGCAGCUUUGCCACCCUAUCACCAUCCUUCCCCUCCAUCUCUGCUGCCAACCUCAUCAUCACCCUGGGUGCUGUCAUCAUGGUUACAGGCUUCCUGGGUUGUCUGGGUGCCAUCAAGGAGAACAAGUGUCUGCUGCUGAGUUUUUUCAUCACGUUGUUGGUUAUUCUGUUGGUGGAGCUGAUCCUACUCAUCCUGUUCUUCGUAUACACAGACAAUGUGAGUGAGAACGCCAGACAGGACCUGAAAGAGGGACUUACUCUGUACAGCACCAACAACAACGCAGGCCUCCGCAACGCCUGGAACACCAUACAGACAGAGUGGCAUUGUUGUGGGGUGAAUGGGUACACAGACUGGCACACUGCCCUGCAGGAGAAGGUGGUUCCUGACCACUGCUGCCAGAAUAUCUACCAGGACUGUGGGCGAAAUGCCACCAACCAGUUCUGGACACAGGGUUGCUAUGAGAAGGUGGAGGAGUGGCUGGAUGACAAUAAACACCUGCUGGGAACCAUCGCCAUGUGUGUUCUGGUCAUACAGCUCCUGGGUAUGGCCUUCUCCAUGACUUUGUACCAGCAGAUCCACCGAUCCGGGAAGAAGUACGAAGCUUAGAACACACACAGAGUUUGAGACCCAUUACUUGUAUACAAAAUUAUACUCUAAAAAGACGCACACAUGCCACAAAACAGCUUAUUUAGUGUUUUGUGGCACCCUUGUAUCAUUUUGUGCACAAAGGCAAUAUUGUUUUUUAAUUAUCAUCUUUAUCAUUAUAAUCAGUGUUCUUGGCCAGGAUUCAAUCCGAUCGCGGUUUGUCAACAAUGCACCGUAAAUGGGUUAUUCCACAAAUAAAGUGCCAACAAUCAGCAUUUGGACAUUGUCCCUCGUUAUGUUUUUCCGACUUCUGGGAAGAUUUCAACCAACUUCACCCCAAAAUUCCUCCAUGUUUUCAACAUCAUUGAAAUUCUACUGUAAAAAGUUGAACUAGUUAUGUUGUUGCUUUGACAGUUUUUUCUGAAGGUUAUUUAUUUAUGCGAUUUCAUUUGUUUUCCCCUCAUUUUAAGGCCAACCCUGUUAUGUAAACCUGACUCUUUUUAUAUAUUUUUUUAUUUCACCUUUAUUUAACCAGGUAGGCUAGUUGAGAACAAGUUCUCAUUUGCAACUGCGACCUGCCCAAGAUAAAGCAUAGCAGUGUGAACCACAUAUAUUCCUUUUUAAUAUUUUUUUUCCAAAACAAACUGUCAAAUCAGUGUAAAAGCAGGUGAGCUGGUUCUAUUCUUUUUGGCAAUUUUCUGGUGUUUUGUGGUUAAACUGAGCAUGUUGAUUAUAACGCGUCAUACCCGUUACCCAUAGAUUGGAUUUGUUAAAACAUUUCUAGCCAAAGGUGUUGUGAGGCUUGCAUUUAUUUGCAAGUGCACACAAGUGUCCAUUCCCCCUGUCACAAGUGGAUUUAUGGCUGAUUUCGGAUGAAAACCUCAACCCUUAUAUGGUCAACCCUGUUACUUUAAAGACACUUAGUCAUUUUUUUAUUCAACCGCUUAUGUGAAAUUAGUUUGUUUUGACCAAUUUUAACUGCCCAAAGUGUUAUCAUUUUGUGGAAGGACCCACAUGCUACAUAUAGCUCAAUCAGAAAUUCCCUUUAAAAGCUGAAUUGUCGACAACCUGCAGUCGGAUUGAAUCCUGGCCCUAGUUCAGUUAUGGGGGGACUAAGGGUGGGGGAGGAAGGGGGGGUUGGAUUGUGUGUAUGGGAAUAGGGACACCCCUCAGUCAUCCAGGAUAGAAUGGCUUGAACACAAAAUAGAGUAAUGGGAAAGAGGUUCGAUUUCAUGCCUUAGAAAUCCUUAAACGGAUUACAUUUAUAUUGUAUGGAUUUAUUAUUGUAAAACCAGUUACUGUGAUGGGUUCAAUAAAAGUUACGCUUAUUCUGUCAA
Oncorhynchus keta (chum salmon) is the source of this 2674-nucleotide messenger RNA. RefSeq names its product tetraspanin-9-like. NCBI's taxonomy places the organism in Eukaryota, Metazoa, Chordata, Actinopteri, Salmoniformes, Salmonidae. The record is from RefSeq and is a predicted model, not a curated record. Bases 639 to 1358 code for a protein of 239 amino acids. Gene Ontology annotation, cellular component: membrane. The transcript has 9 exons.